This is a messenger RNA of Asterias rubens (European starfish), 1399 nucleotides long. Its product is annotated as UPF0686 protein C11orf1 homolog. Gene Ontology annotation, cellular component: nucleus. NCBI's taxonomy places the organism in Eukaryota, Metazoa, Echinodermata, Asteroidea, Forcipulatida, Asteriidae. The transcript has 3 exons. The record is from RefSeq and is a predicted model, not a curated record. The coding region runs from base 175 to 621 and encodes 148 amino acids.
UUACAAAUUGUUAAACCCGUUUUAUUGCAUCCUCCGAUCUGACUGCUGUGCUCUUUAGUCUUUAUUUUGUCUCACUAAAAUCCUAGCUAAAACUUAAAUAAAAACAACAGUGGCAAUAGCCAAUACUCUCAACUCCAGCUUGUUUCUGUAACUUACUGCUGGUGAUUGGAAAAAAUGGCGGAGGAUGAAGUUGCGUUCCGUUCGAUGGUGCGGGCAUCGGGUCUUGGUGAGGUUUGGCAGCACACUUCAGAUGAUACCAAGUUUAAACAAUACGGAUGGAGAACCACAACUAAAGAAGACUGUUACUCCCCGCAAACCCUAGUGGGUAACUGGAACGAAGAGAGGUUCGAUAUUGAACGAGUUCGAGUACCAAAAAGGUUACCAUCCCAGUUUGAACACUACUUUGAAACAACACAUAUGGACUCUUAUAAAACAGAGAGGAAAGAAGUUCCCAAGACCCUAGUCCAUUUAGCAGCCCGAGAAGCAAGAGCAUUUCCAGCUUCCCAACCUGAGCUGGACCCAACAAAGACCAAGCAAGAAUAUAAUUCAUUCCAGACUACAUCACGAGCAGCAUUUGUAGACCCUCGAUUAAGAACAACGCCUUUGGCUACAACAGAAUAAUUGAACAUUUUACCCCCUCCCCCUUCAUGGUAAAUCAUGAACUUUUCUUUGUGCAGAUCUACAUUUUCAUUGUCCCCAUUGGUUUUUACACAAAAAAAUUAAACAGAAGGCAUAGUAAAGUCUAUCAAAUUAUCUAUACCCAAACAAUGCACGAGAACAGCUUAUAAACAGCUUAUUGAAAUAAAAUAAAAAUGUAUGCAUGUCUUUGCUGACAUCUUUGAAAAGAACUUUCUGUUCAGUAUUAGGAGUACUAGCCAGCAAUGAUGUCUUGAGAGAUAACCCAAGUUGAAGUCAACAAAAUAAGAAACAUUGUUUCAACAAUUCCUAAAAGAAACAAAUCCGAAAUCUGUGAUUCCAAACAAUUCCUGCAUGUCAGGAAGAGCACUGAUUUGGUUGUUUACCCGCUGCACAUGGUAUCCUCUUCUUUAAUCCUGAUUUUGUUGAAUAAAUGUACAAUACAUAUUGUUAUUAGAAUGAUGAAGUAAACCUAAACGUCGCAGCUCCCAUCCCAGCUCUAACCCUAAGUCCUGGUGUGUGUCAAUGUUUAUACAAAAUCAACACUCCUAAUAAAUUACUUUCAAGUAAAUGUAACUUUGAAAUUUUACCACAAAAGUGAAUUAUUGGGAGCUCGCAAGGAAAAACUUGAGGAUUGACUAAAGUCAGGACAAGAAGAGUGCAAGAAGUUGGACAGUGACCCAAUAUUGAAAGUUUCCUUAAAGGCAGUGGACACUAUUGGUAAUUGUCAAAGACUAGUCUUCACAGUGAAUGUAUCUCAACA